AUGUCUGGUAUUGGUCACGAGGACGAGAUGCAGCCGCACAUGAUAAGGCCUCUCAAUGAUGAUCCCAAUCUGUCACUGGCACUUAUUCAUGCGCACUACCUUCUAGGAGUUACUACGGGAGAGCGCUUAUUGCCUCUCACAGCAGAUGAGGUGAGUUCAGCGAAGGAUGGGCUGCAGCAGAUCCGGACACGAGGCGUGGUGGCGGCGUCAGAGUCGGCAGUACAGCCCAUGUCUCUCUAUGCACAACAGACUACAAGUGCAGCUGGCCUCCAAACAGUGCUGCCUUCUAGCACAUCAUCUGCCCCUAUCGACGAGAUGCUUGAUCGUCUGGAGAGGGAGAUAUCGAAUCUUACUGGUUCGAAUGUUGCUGCUGAUACUGAGAGCAUCAUGGUGGCUCUUGGGAACCUGUCCCCAGAGCAGAUAGCAUCACUCCCUGAGAUGGUGCAGGCGGAGAUCAUUGGUCCGGUUUUCUCCAACUUCGCGGUCAAGUUCAACUGGCCAUCUAUUAAUGCCUUUGCGAGGACCAGUAUUAUCGGUCGAUGGUUGGGUUCUGGGUUUGGCUGUCUGGCGCACUUCAUUGUACAGGCAAUGGGUGGUGGCAUCUACUAUCGCCUAUGGGCUGUUUUGUUCUUCCUCCCUAUCACUUUCUUCUUCUGCAUGUCCCAGUCGAAUGGUGGAUGCAAGAUGAGUGAGCUUAUUAUGGGUCAAACAUCGCUAGUCUCCUCUGGUGUGGCUGUACUAUGGUUUGUCAACAACGGUUACAAGGAGGGAACUGCCUUUGCGGUAUUCCAAACCUUUGGUACCCUCACAUCGUUCAUUAUUCUUCAGCUACUUCAUCUCGCACACCUCCUCCCUGCCGACAGUCCCCCACCUUUCCAACGGUUCAGCUACUCAGCAGCCAAUCUCUAUGACAUAUUGACGUCAUACAUAGUAUCUGGUGAUGAGCAUACCGAGCUGCUGCGCUCGGCCUAUGAUGACUUCCUUCGCGCAUGUGUCAGUAUUGCGUCUCAUCCUGUAACUGCUGAUGUCAACACGCCAGCGUGGGAGAUGGUAGCGGACUUAUUUUCGCUCAGACAGAACUUGAAGUCUGGCAAGUUCUCUGAUCUCAUUCUAGAGAACUACUGGCAACCAAUGGCAGCUGAUUUGUUGGAAUUGAGGAGCAGCGUGGGUCUCGUCUUGCGCUCCAUCUAUGAAACGGAGCCGACAUUAAGGGAAAGAGCGGACGCUAUCAAUCUACGGGACCGGGCCAGAGUAUUCGAAGCCCAUCUUUUGAAGGUCAAUCGUAGCGCUGCAAGCUUAGUGACGAGUGGUGAUAUUGAGCCUCCGGACGACAACGAGUUCAUGCGGUUCCAGUCCGCUUUGGGUUCGGCGUUCUACUUCGCUUGUAGAGCUCAAGAUUACAGAGACGCUAGUCUGCAGCUACGCGCAAAAAAUAGUGAGCAGGCUGAGAGAUACUCUUGUCACCCCUUUGCUGGCUUUGCGGCAUGGUGGAAGGCUUGGUGGGCGGAGCCUUUUUUCAGAGGCCUUAAUGAGGGUGGUGGUGCUCGGCCUACGUUGAUUUAUGCAGCCCGGUUCACCCUCGCCGUCGUGAUUGGUGAAGUCGUCCUCGUUGUUGGUCAACACUACAGCGAGGGCGUCCGUCAACACGGCCUAUGGGGUAUCCUCCCUGUCUAUCUCUGCUUUUUGCCAACUUGUGGAGCAUCCUUACUGAGGGGCGGUCGAAGGACUAUCGGUACCCUGGCUGGUGCGGCUGUCAGCGUAAUCUGUCUCAGUGCUAACCCACAUGAUUCGGCGGCAAUCUUUGUCGAGAUGAUGAUCGUUGUGUUCAUUGGCAAAUCCGCCAGCUCUUACGGUGGUAUUGGAUAUGCUGGCACUGUAUUUAUACUCACUUGGUUUGUCGUCUGUAUGGGAUUGGCAAUAGGCACGACACUGCCGCCGGACCAGAUGAUGAUUGCCGCAGCCUGGAGGGCUGGUCUUACUGCUGCUGGCGGUAUAUAUGUUACGAUCUUCUCUGCGGUUUUCUUCCCGGAAUUUGCUGCUGUCCAUUACAAGCAGGCGGCGGCUCACACAGUCAAGGAGUGCAGUAACGGUGUUGAGGAAGCUGUCUUGCAGCUGGUACGGGCUCGUUCGGAGCUCAGAGGUACCCCUCUACACGACCCUCGAGAUGACUUCAGUCACGCUGUUUUCAAGUCGCUGAGUACUCAAGUGAAGUAUAGAGAAGAUGCUAGUGCUGAAAUCGCGAUGUUGGGUUCACUGAAAUUGUUGUCUCCUACCACUAAGAGGGUUCUGAGAAGACGCGCCGACAUAGGCAAACUAGUCAAUGAAGCUCUGGUAUUGCACAAUGCCCUGAUUGCGUCAUCUCUGUCUGUUACUGGUCCGGCGGCAAAGAUGCUAGACUGCAUCUUACCUUCUCUCAGGGACUUUGGUUUAUCCCUGCAAUCGUCUUCGGAACGGUUGUUUAUAGCUAUUAACGAGGAGAAGAAUAUCCCCCCAUUCAAGGAUGACGUUAAUGUGGCUGCUCAGAUGUGCUUGGAUACAUUCCUGAACGCUAAGAACCGACUCGUUGAGGAUUGCUUGGCCGGUUCGGAAGGCGCUGCAGAAAUCAUUUCCUCUGGUGGUUUCCGAAUCUACUACUUGGUGUAUGCUGUAACGGUUUUUGCAGGGAUGUGGACCAGUGUUGAGAAUCGCCUAAUAGGUCAACAGCCCCCAGUAGAGAUGGUCACGGAGUCUGUUGAUUCUUCCGACAUCUCUCUUUCCACAGCCGACUCCACUGACGAUGUGCCUGGGCUUGGCGUUCAUGAAGCCAGGAGACAGAGGGUAUUUCUCGAUGUCUCGCAGGGUGUUGCUAGGGAAAUUCCUUCGACCCCAGCCGUAGCAGUUCAUUGA
Perkinsus marinus ATCC 50983 is the source of this 2886-nucleotide messenger RNA. RefSeq lists its product as hypothetical. The transcript is spliced from 6 exons. The record is from RefSeq and is a predicted model, not a curated record. The coding region runs from base 1 to 2886 and encodes 961 amino acids. Lineage: Eukaryota; Perkinsozoa; Perkinsida; Perkinsidae. Gene Ontology annotation, biological process: malate transport.